This is a messenger RNA of Cyclospora cayetanensis, 2379 nucleotides long. RefSeq lists its product as uncharacterized. The transcript has 2 exons. Lineage: Eukaryota; Apicomplexa; Conoidasida; Eucoccidiorida; Eimeriidae. Gene Ontology annotation, molecular function: GTP binding; GTPase activity. The record is from RefSeq and is a predicted model, not a curated record. The coding region runs from base 1 to 2379 and encodes 792 amino acids.
AUGACGCAGGAGCACCACACGCCAGACGAGUCCUGGGAGAUUACGUCGGAUGUAGACCGCCCUCCAUGGGGGGGCUCUUUUCAAGGCCCUGCCAAAGUGUCAGAUAAUAAUUUUAGGCAGUCGAUGUCGUCUUUAUCAGGGUCUGCUGAAAGUCUGUGCUCCUCGCUGUGCCGAAAUAUCGAACGACCCUCAAAAUUACUUUCACAGAAACAGAGCCCCGCAUUCGCGGCCAGGCAGCCACUAGAAAGCCAGUCGGUGGCGCCUUGGGCAGCUAUCCCCAAGGAUCGAUAUGUUUCAGAAGAAUCAACUACCCCAGAGGCUGCGGCGAUUGUAGAUGCUGUGGGGAUCACGCCUUCAAAAGCUCCUGCCGUCUGCUCACUGCCCGCAGAAGCCGCCAAUGGACCUACGGUGGCCCCUCCAGGGAUUCCUGGCCCUGAUUCAGCAACAAAACAUCUGCACCUAGCAAACCAAGCACAUAGUAAAAAUAUAAGACCGACUGAUUUAUUUGGGGAAGAGCCAACACGGUGCCACCUUGCCCACUUUUCGCCCUCUAGGCUUCGAAGGGCCCGGAAUGACUGUAGGACGCCCCGGGCCAGCCAUGGGCUUCAACAUUGGCAAAACAAUGGGGAGCAAAAGCAGCAGAAUGACGGUAAAGGGGAAACGAGGCUGGCACGUAGAGUCCCUCCGUGGACGCGGCCCUUCUUGAGCUCUGGGAGGCUGCGCUCAAAUUCGCCGGAGCGCCAUCAAACCCCACCACUAGCGCUAUGUCCCCUCAUAAAGCCCAUUGCUGCACAGAGUAUGAGCAUAAGCCGCAGAGCAAGCACUUCCGACAUGCUUUCUUAUAGGCAGCAUGCUUCAAAGGCUGGCCUGCAGAGAGAGGCUUCCUGGUCUCAUCCAGUGCACCACCCUCGGCUACUCCGGCUUAUCACUGCCGACAGGGAACGCAGAGGAUUUGUGGAGGCACGAGAAGCCUUAGAAAAACUUCAGGUUUGCUGGAGCAUGCCGACGACACAAGGCUUCUCUGCAUGUGCUGCUGGGGCCAGUCGAGCAGCAGCUGCUGCUGCAGAAGACGUCACAUCAGCGCUAAAAGCAAGAUGGAUGCACUGUCCAGUAGCUUCGUCGGUAAAAGAGAUCUCAGAGAACAAAAUAUCGGGGGUUAAUAGUAUGAGUGCAACACGAGCCGACUCCUCCCGAGGGAUCAGCGAUAUUUCCACGUCUCAUCAGGGGAGUAUUUCAUGUCCUCAUGCUCCUCAAGAAAGCAGCAGUCCUCCAGCAAGUGUUUCGACGGUGCACUGUGGGCGCUACGGUAAACGAGUACCCAUGCAGUGCUCCUCUCAGUACGAUAAUACACCAGCCGCCAUGUCAGCUUUGAACGAUGCUCCUACAGACGCUGCACUGACGUCUUUAAGCGCCUCUGCAGCAUCUGCAGCUCCCGCUGUUGCUACUGUGGGAUUAGAGAACCUAGCAGCAUUGAACACAGCAAACGUGGAGUUGCAGGCACUGUAUGCGAAAACAGCAGCGCUCAAAACAAAAGGGGAUCUAGCGAGGGUGGAGGUGCGAGAAACAGCAGGAGCAUUAGGAGAUGCGGAAAGGGAAACAGGAACUGAGGCAGCAGCCACUCUGCUCGAGUGGCAGAGUUACCAUAGUACUAGUGCAUGGCACUCAAAAAGAGGCUUUGGCAAAGAGCCCCUUUUUAUUUGCCAUGACCCCGAGCCACCUGCAGGAGACAAAAAUAGUAGUAGCACCAAGUGUGAGACGCCCAUUCGCCUGCCUCGCAAGGUCUGGAGGAUUUUCAAGACUCCACGGAUUUUGAGACUCAAGGUUGUUACCUUUGGGCCCCCUAAAAGUGGUAAAAGCUGCUUGGUUAGGCGUUUUUGUGAGCGGCGUUUUGUUGGAGUCUCUCCAGGAGCCCACGAGCAGCUGUGGGGGACCUUAGCGAAUCAAACCAUCGGCUCUGACUUUGGCUUGAAGGAUGUGGAGCUUGCAUCUGGAGAGACAGUCCGAUUGCACUUCGUGGAUCUCUCAGGGGCUCCCGUGUAUGCAGAGGCGGGAGAAGGGGCCUUCCUAGGCGCGGAUGUAAUGAUGUGCGUCUUUGACUCGGAGAACCCCCACUCUCUGAAAGAGGCCCUCGUGCAGCUGCAGCAAGCAAAAUCCUUAGCUGCUGAGAAUACCAUAAUGGCCUUGGUCGCCGCCAAGUCAGGUGGAUCUACUGCUGCAGUAGCCGCUGCUGAUGCUGGGAGAAAAGCAGCAUCUGCGGCUGGAGCCCACUUUUACGCAGUGUGCGCGGAAACAGCUCAGGGCGUCGACACCCUCUUUCUUGAAACAGCUGCCAAGGCAGCAGCGCGAGUGAAAUCCAGCUGCUGCUUUCACAAUUUCUAG